AAAAAAUAAAGGGAUGCUUUAUUUUCUGUCACCCGGGUGUCUAGUUAUGCCCAAGCAAGUUUCUGCGGGGUUCAGGUAGGGAUAGUGGGAAUCGGCUGUCAUAUCGCUUGUGUUGGAGCUCGGCUGGGUGGGUGUUCCGGGCGGAAACCCUUGGGUGUAAUGUCUAGCAGGCCAAGCAAUGAUGGUCGUUUCUGCACUCCUCAGAAUUUCCUUUCAUCUUCCACUUGCUUCUCCUCGACCUCAUUGUGUCUCUCUCUCUGGUUUUCCCCCCUUUCAGCCUUUCAGGUCCUGCAGAACUUUGACUUCCAACUGAGAUGCACACGAAAAUGCCUUCCAGCCAGCUGGAUGGCCCGUUUGUUACCAAGUACCGUACGCGAACGUUCUUAGGCUUUGUACUGAUAGGUCUUGCAAACACCAUCCUCGCACGCGUUAGCCAUGCAGCAAACUAUCUCAUCAUCCCAUACCCAAAGGCCAUCGUCCUCCUGCUCGAGCUUCUUCCGUCUUGUCUAGCCAAACUAUUGCUACCGUCAGUCUUCGGCUACAUCCCUCAAAAUUUACGCCUUGUCCUGUUGGCUGGAUUAUGGUUACUAGUCAAGUUUGUCGUCUCCGCUACGCCCCCGAACGUACUGCCUCCUGUGCGCGUUCUGAUGACACUGUUGGCUGCCUCCUCCUCGGCUGCUACUGAGCUUUGUUGCUUGGACUUGGUUCGACGUUAUGGUCGCCUCGGGCUCAUUGCCUGGGCUGCCGGCACUAGCCUUGGCCAAAUGGCAAAUGCUACAUGGCCUUUAGUGCUGACGUCGUCCAUGGGAAUGACACUGAGGGAGGGGACUGGAUACAUGUACCCAUUGGUUUUCACGAUUCUGCUUGCCUACUUCGUCGUAUUGCCAAGUACUUCUCCUGCAACUGGCAAUGGAGAUGUUGAUCUGGACAAUCGAUACACAGCGAGCUACUACGAUACAUCACUGAUGGAGGCCACCUCGACGACACUGGACAAAGAUUCAAGGAAAAUAGCUCGGAACCCCGGAAUGCUGGCUGCUGUGACGAUUCAGUACCUACCUACAAUUUGUCUUGCAUCAGCUGCUCAGGCCAUGGUGUUUCCCGGAGUAGCCCUCGCCCUCGAUGGUUCUUCGUUUUCCUCCCUUCUGUCAUGGACAUCUGCGCUUGCCUUUGCGCUUUAUCUUGGCAAUUUCACAGCACGAUUGUCAACAAUUCCAUUUCGACUUGGAAACCACAGGGUUGUUUUGAUUCUAUUAGCCUGGAUGGUGGCCUUGUUGUUGGCAGACUCUAUCUUUUUCCUUGGUUCUAGUUGGGUUGUGCUUGGUGUGGCCCUUAUUUCCGGCUUGUUAGGGGGUCCAGUGUACAUUGAGGUGUUCGACGGCGUACUGAAGGCAGUUUGUGACCAUUCGGACUGCUUAUUGAAUCUUGGUAUCGUCAGUGCCGGUGACACAAUGGGCAGUCUGUUAGGCGGGUUGGUUGGAUUGCUAUGGGAGGCGGCAAUUUGCAGUAUGACUGUAGAUGCAGGGAGGUUCUGCCACAGAGCCCGUUGGAAUCGAGACUACAGUCUGUAACUGGCUGGGCAUGUGGUUGACUUUGUUUCAACCGCUUGGUAGGGGUUCUCCCUCAUGAGUGUUGUUAUUAGCACAAGUACAAUAGAUGUAAGCGACAACGAUCCAGCCAUACUUGAACAACGCGACGGUGUGUUGGAUAGAACAAGCACGACACCAUCCAAUACAAUUGAUGCGGAAGACGAAAACAAAACUGCAUGUUUGUAUUUUAAAUAGGGGUUGUCUCGUAGCCUACUCCAAUUGUGUGCAUUGAACACUGUUACAUGCAGCUAUUCUAAAAAGUGAAGUCAUACAACUCCUACACUAAACCCCGCAACUGAAUAGUACGCUAGACACGUGGCCAACUGUGCUGUUCCCUGACGGAGUAGCACCAGUUACGUACCAGACAUUGCCCGUGGAGCGAGCGACCGACGAGGCGGAUCCAAGCAGGGGCGAGGUGGCAGCCACGAACUUCCCUCCAAGCAGCAGGUCAAUCCCAAUGACCUCCCGAGGGCCGUUGGUGGCGACGUACGCCCAUCUACCGUCUCCCGAGAGGGCAAAGUCGUCGCCAAAGGUGAUGCCGGAGGCAAGCGUCUCGACAGGGCCAAGUGCUUCUCCGCUUGCUAGAGAUAUCGGCACCCUGGCAAAACGGCCCUGGUCUAGGCUCACGAAAUAGAGGUAGUUAUCGCGGAUCCGAAUGCCAUUCACCCCGAUCCCCAGGCCUGUGGUCAGGGGAGCCAUUUCGGGCUCUUGGACGGCCGUUUCGUAGACGGCCGUGUCAACGUUCAGGCGUAUGACUGUACCCCGAGAGGAAUCCGAGAUGAGGAGCCUCUUGGUGUCGUUGGUGGAGAGGCGAGCCAUGCCGUUGAGUUGCAGAGCCGAGGGUAUUCGGGUAACCAAAGAGACUGAAGCCGUCUGGAGGAUGGUACCGUUCCGGAAGGCCUGGAAGUUGCGAAGGUCGACCUUCCACACCCCGUUCGAGUUUUCUGUCGACGUGAGGUUGGAACCAACGACGUAGAAGAUGUCCUUCUCAAGCUCAGCAAUCCCCAGGAGACCUGUUACACCGGAAAUCCGAGCAACCGGGAUCGGCGGGUGUUCUCUAUCAGGCGACAACCCGAACAGAGUCGACGAAGCGACGGAGGUAACCAGGAGGUCACCAUUGUUGCGGACUGCGAUAUUCUCUAGCGACUGGGUUUCCGGAAUGACUUGCAAGGUUGUGACGCUGGUUCCGUUUUCGUGGCUAAUGGGAGUCGACAGAGCCGGGGGCAAGAAGCAAAUGGCCAACAGCCCGAAUACACGAUGGGCGGACAGCUCAAAGAACAUCAUGUGGACUAUGGCGAAACAUGAAGAAUAGGAAUGGAGACAUG
Colletotrichum destructivum is the source of this 2911-nucleotide messenger RNA. RefSeq names its product Putative batten's disease protein Cln3. Gene Ontology annotation, biological process: regulation of intracellular pH. The transcript is spliced from 2 exons. The coding region runs from base 315 to 1568 and encodes 417 amino acids. NCBI's taxonomy places the organism in Eukaryota, Fungi, Ascomycota, Sordariomycetes, Glomerellales, Glomerellaceae. The record is from RefSeq and is a predicted model, not a curated record. Gene Ontology annotation, cellular component: membrane; vacuole.